UCCCACCAUGUCAGCCUGCGCAUCUUCCCGUUUGCAGUGCUGCAUGCAAGACUGCGUGUGUGUUGGUAUGUGUGGGAGCGUAUGCUGAAACCUGAAGCUGUGGAGGAAGGGGAGGGUCGAGGGCAGAAAACAGAAGGACCGGGGCAGAAAAAGACAGAAAGAGGGAUACAGGGAGGAGAGGACGGAUGCUGAGGAGAGAGCGAUAGUGAAAGGACCAGAGAGGCUGCUAGGAGGAGGAGGAGGAGGAGGAGGAAGAGGAGAUCUGCUGAAAGAAACAGCGAGCAGCAUCGUCGAUUUUCACAGCAUCCCUGGCAGCUGUCCUCUGUUGCCGUGACGAUGGGCUGCUGGCUCUCUGGACCGUGGAUGGGCGACCAGACGAUGAGUGGGCGGAGUCUAGCACACCUGAGCCAGCGGGACGCUCUGCGGAUCCUGGCGGCAAGUCAGCGUCCAAUCACCUUGCAGAUAAAGGGGGGCCAGAGGGGGCGUGGCUCAGAGGCAGACAGGGCAUCAUGGGAGCCCCUCCCCCUCAACCUGCAGCACCUCAACCUGCCACUCCCGAUGCGGGGGGCGAGGCUUAACACGUCUAGCCCCUCCUACCAAGACAGACAUUAUUACAGCCAUCUGUCUCUGCCACAAGAUCACUGUGAUGGAGGUCGUUACAGUUACCUGUCCAGCUCCCCACGAGACACCGUGGACAUCGGCCACCAGGAUCUGGAGCUGACGGGUCGCCGACCGAAGGGGCAGAACUGCCUGAUGGGAUGCUGCAAUGCAAACUUAGAAGAACCAAACGCCUGCCACAGUCAGACCGACGACGAGGACUUCAUGCUGGAGAAACCUCUGGGCUUCCUGCCCCUCCACCACGAGCUGGACAGCGGUCUGGGCUGGACCGACGGCUCCCUCCACCAGGGCGACCUCUCGGGGCUGGAGACCGAGGAGGGCGGCCUGGAGGACUGCCACUCCCACGGCCAGCUGGCGCCGGGAGGCUGCGGAGGCUUCGGGGGAGGCGGCUCUCCCUCCUCCGAGUCCUUCAUCUCCUCGGAGCUCAGCGACUCGGGCUUCUACAGCGUGAGCACCGGCGAGUUCAGGCACUUUCAGAGGCUGCUGGAGAAGCGGAUGCGGCUGUACAACGCCCGGCUGCAGCACCAGGGCGAGGCCUGCGAGAGGCGGGAGCGCCGGGACAGCUGCCCCAAGAGCCACCGCGAGCUGCUAGAGGCCAUACCGGAGGCCCUGACCAUGCAGCCCCAGUGUCAGCGCCUGCAGCUGGGCAUGGAGGAGACGGCCGUGCCGGUCAUGGACCUCCCACCCCGAGGAUUAUUCAGGGUUUCGUCCGUCCAGUUCCACAAAGCCGACCGUCCCUGUCUGAACCGCCACAGCUCCAGCAGCGGAGCCCUCUUCAACCCGUCCCACGCCCACGCUGCCGUGUCCCGAAUGCCUGGUCCGGUCCUCUCCACCUGCAGCACCCCGUCCAGCCACCGGAGGCCGAUGGUGCCCAUGCAGCAGCAGCAGCACCAUCAGGGCUCCAACUCAGUGGGAUUGCUGAGGAGAAGCCGAACGUUGCACCACCGCCCUCCUCCGCAGGAAUACCGCCGCCGGGCCAGCCACCCAGCAUCGCCCUCCUACUGCGCUGCAACGCUGCACCACUGUGGAGGCGUUGCGCCGCAUAACAUCCUGCCGCCAGGCCUGCCGGAGGAAACGGAGCUGGUGGAAGGUGUGAUGGUGUCCCACCCAGCAGGCAUGGCCCUCCCUCCCCAGCAGCAUCCCAACGCUCUGGGGCACAUCAGGGGCCCAAACCCCCACGACCGAUGCUAUGACAACAACUCCAACAGCCAGAUCCCUCACCACGACUGGUGGCACUCGCAAGAAAGAAGCAUGAUGCCGGAACCCAUGAUGGCAGAAAGGGACAGAGAGAUGGAAAGGGAGCUGGAGCAAAAGAGACAAAUGCAAAAGGAGAAAGAGCUGGAGAGGGAGUCUCAGAUUCAGGAGGAGAUGGAGAGAGAGAGGCAGCAAGAGCUGGAGAGGAGCAUAGUCCGAGAUCAGCAGCACCUCCAGAGCCUCAUCCACCCUCCUCAGGCCGGCGACGUGAAUGACACCUGGCCAAAACCUGCAAUCCGUCAGUCCCAUGGAGGUGCAGGAGGUCGAGGCCUCUACAGCACCUUGGAGGGCCACACAGCCCCUGGUAAUGCUGCUGUCGGAUGGGAUGCAACUACGGUACCAAUGAACGCGACGUCAAGCCCCAAUCCCAGUUCUGGUCUGCAGCCUAAAGUCACUCCGAGCUCUAAACCCAACAUGACCUCACGAAUCUCCAGGAAUCAGCUGCUCAGAGAUCGGGCGUCUCAGCUGGCAGAUGAACGUAGCGGGAUGAGCACCGACGAGGAGACCAGCACCGACAUGCUGAUGGGUCGGUACUGGAGUCGGACGGAGAGGAGGGAGCACUUUCUUCUGGCCCGCGAGCAGAGGCAGCAGCAGCUUCAAGCCAGAGGAGCAUUUAUACGAGACGCCAUCAGCAGGGGAGCUACCGUCGUCGGAGCGGGAGCAUCUGUCGGAGAUGGAGGUGUACUGGACAGCCGAGGAGUCGGAGCGUUUGCAGAGGGGCGGUGCAACACGGUACUGGAGCUGAGUCAGAGGAAGCUGAGUCGGUUGAGGAACAGAAAGCUGCUGGAUGACUGGACAACGGUAGAGGAGCUGCUGACUCAUGGGACCAGGCUGGACAACCAGGAGGACAUGUUGUGUCCCAGCUCCCUGCUGACGGUCACCACCGUCUAACUGCAUAGACACAGUGUCCAAAUAACUGUGUGUGUGGUGUUGAGCUAACAAUGCAACAUUUAAGUAAAUCUUUUUGUUCCGUCUCUUUCUAGGGUCAAAUGAGUAGAUGGAUAUCAGUUUUAUCAAUGUUGGAAAGAUGUUUAGGCCAGUAAAGCACAAAGACUGACAACAGAGGGUGUGGCGUUUCUAGGCUGUCUUAAUUUAUAAAUAAAAAAAAUCCAUCAAAAGUCCCACAACAACUUCAAAGCUGUUGAACAGAAACAAAUAUUUUGUUACCCCUACAUGGAAUUUGAAACGUAUGCCAUCCUUGGAUUCUUUAUAUUUACAUUCAUCCAUUGGCUUCCACUUAUACAUGGUUCGAUCGCUAAUCGGGUCAGUCCAGAUUAGUAUCCCAGCUCCUCCUGGUUGAUCAUGAGAUGUUAACAGGUCAGAUGAGACUGUAGUUCUGCCAGUGAGUUCUAGACCUACCCCCCCAGUUGGGUAUGUUUGCAAAAACCUCCAAAGGAAGGAGCCCAGGAGACCUUAUGUGGACGGUCUGGUUCUUUCAAACUGGUGGCCUUUAGAUGUCACUGGUCAGAAAAUAGGUUGAUAUCAAAACAAAAUUACAUUUCCCUCAAAACUUAAUUGACAGUUCAGUUGGUAGGUGAGGGACUUGCUCUAAAUUUACAUGGUACAACAUGCAAGUUGGACAGCUUUGGAGCAGUUGGAAAGUAGCUUUUUUUUCUCUUUUAUACAGCAUCUGAGUCCAGUCUUUUUGAUAAGCAAGGCUAAACAAUUUUGCAGUUAAGUAUAGGCCAUAACCCUUACUUUCACCUUGAAAUUCUCCCUUAUUAUUUUAGUGCCAGAAGUGACACACAAUAACCCUAGAAAGCCGAGAAAUGACUUCUUCCAUGAUCUCAUGUUAACCUGGGUUUACUAAGUUAUGCGUUAGGGAUGUCCCAUUUGAAUCCGACUCAUUCAAUAUUUAGUAUUUGCUGAUACUCUCAAUCUUAUAUCAUUUUCUGAGGUAAUACACACUUCUAGCUAUCAACGGGCACGAUGACAAAGACUUAUUUGGUGCUUAAUGACAUCCAACCAGGGCUGAUUAUGCCUAUUUCCUAUAUAGUUCCAAUAUUACAGUGAGAAUGUAACAAAGCUCACUUUGCAGCCCAAAUAAUACGUCGACAAACAUUGUGGGGGUUUAACUAACAACGGGCACCAUGACAAAGACUUCUGUAAUGCUUAAAGACAUACAACCAAAGCUGGGAUUACAUAGAACAGUGUUCAUCUUAUUGAUAUAUGAAAAAAAAUUGACUUUGUAGCCUGCAUCACUAUUAUUACAUGUUCGUUGUGCUCAAUUUGUGUUAUUGGUUAAUCCAUUGCUAAUCGAUAGCACUGCCAAUUAUUGAUUUAAAAAACAACUUAAAUUUUUAAUCUCCAGUGUCUUUACACAAAUUGUGCUCUCCCUUUACAACAACUGUGUGACAGCGGACCUAAAGAAAUAAUCAGGCUUAAGUUCUUAUUGUAAAAAAAUAGAUUUUUUCAGCCAUGAUUCCAAUCUUUGGGACCUGAUUAGGUCAUCCCGAAUGUGUGUGACAUAAUUUAGUCUGCUAACGUCAGUGUAGAUUGAUGUGUUGACGUUAUAUCACCCUAAAACGUUUGCGCCGUUCCUCCCUGCUGACCGUUAUUGUUCCUUUUUGGGGAUUUUUAAUUAUCAAGGCAUGAAGAACAGGGUCCCAUUCAACAAAGAUGAAACUGAUGUCCAUUUUUUCUAGACUCUUAACGGAGACAACAAACAGGAGGAUUUACAGACAUGUCGUUAUCAGUCUUUUAAUGAAUGUGUGCGAGAGCGGAAACUACUGUCAUUGCUGUACAUCACCUCAACCGAUAGCUUUAUGUGUGGGUGUGUGACCACUGUACAGCACUCCGGACUAACCGUGUGUCAGUGCAUGACGCUUGCAAAAGUCCAAGACAAGCGUGCGUGUUUGCAUCACGAGUUUUCAUGCUACAUUUAUGCUACAUUUAUUUCACUGAAUCUUCGACGAAAAUUUACAAAAAAAAAAAAUCGGGUUUCGGGGAGCAAUACUGUUCUGCGUGAUGUACCUGGCUGUGCACUAUUGAAAAAUCACACACACCUGCUUUCACACCACAGAAAACUGUAGCAAUGCAGACGCUGAGGUUUGAUACCAAACCCUGAGUGGGUUUUUUUCUUGUUUUUUUUAUUUAUAUAGAAACUGUUUACAAUUAAAAUACCAAUCGGUGGGAGCUUUUCUAACUAAAAUGCUAAAAAAGAAAGAACCUGAUCGACCAGUCUUGAUCAGAGAUGGGGAACCAAUUCAAAACAGAGGGUUCGAUCUGUGAAAUCAGCUGCCGUAGUUUUCGGGGUGGAUAUUAUGCCGCAUUCAUGUCAUUUUCAACCAGCUGAUUGGGAAACAAGGUGGAAAGAACCAAAGAAACGCCAACAGAAACAGUGCCAAAAACUGGUAGCCACAUGCAAAUAAAAUCACAGCAAAGUACGCCAGCCUGUGCAUCUGUUUCUAUCUACGAAGCUAAAAAUCCUACUUUAAUUUAGUCGUUUUUGCAGCUAUUCUGGUUUUGUGAUGAAAUUAAACUAAAUGACAAGAAGCAACUGGACUUUUUGAGUUCAGACAACUUCUAAAAAAAUAUUUUCAACCAACGAAUGACAUUGAAUUAGCUUUUCCUCUUCACUUACAGGCAUUUUUAAUCAGUGACUGGUAGCAGGUUUUUUAUUUGAUUAUUAUUCAAAAAUGAAGUUGUUCCAACUAGUAUUUCCACACUAUUUAAAAAAAAAAAUGUUCAUGUCAUGCACCCAAUUAUAAGUUUUUAAGUUGGGAAAUUUAAAAAAAAAAAAUGAUGUUGCUCAGUGUUAAGUAGGUAAAAUCAUGACCUAAAGGUGAAGAAAAAUAGUUAUCAAGCCAAUUUUAUUAGGUUUACAUCAACUUUAAUUCAAUCUUAAAUAAUCAAAGGCAAAAAUUUGAGUUUAAAUUACACACAAUCACAUCAGCAAUUUACAUCAGCAACUUGACUGUACUCUAAAGAAAAUCAUGUUUGGGUUUAACAAAAACAGUAUUUUAAUGUUAUUCAAAAGGAGCUUUUAUUAUUUAAAAGGAAGCUUUUAUGCUGGCUAUUUUUUUUAAAGUUGUGAAGCCAGUUUUAUUUAGUUAAAUUCAACUAAUUCAGAAAUUUGAGUUUAAAUUCCACAUAGUAUUAAGUUGAUGCAGCUUUUUUAUGUCAGCACUACCCAUGAAAAUUAUGUUUGCAACCUAAAUAGAUGAUUUAAAACCUUAAAUGACCAUGUUUUAGCUUGAUUUUAUUGGAGUAUAGGUCCCUUUAAUAACCUUUAAGAGUUUAGACAUCAGCAACUUGUCUGUACUUUAAAAAAAUAUUUUGGUUCAACAAAAAUAGUCAUUUGAUGUUAUGCCAAAGGAACUUUUACAACUUUUGAAGCUGGCAAAUUUAAAUAACAUUACAUUGCCCUAGUGUUAAGUAAAGAAAAAAAUGUUAAGCCAUUUUUAUUGUUACCUCCACUUAAAUUCAACUACUGCAUAAACUUGAGUUAGAAUUACACAAAACAUUGAGUUGAUGCAACAUUAUUAUGUCAACAUUGCCCAUUAAAAUGAUAUUUGCAGCUUUGAAGGUUAAUUUAAUUUUUAUAUGUAAACAGCAUAAACUUGACUUCAAAAUAUAAUAUUUGGAUUCAAUAAAAUGUAAAAAUAAUUAGCUUUUCCACUACAAUCAGAGAUUUUAUUAAUUACUUAACUGGCAGCAUAAACUCAAGUUAAUUUAACCUAAAUGCAAAGAAAGAAUUUAAUUAAGCCAAUUUUAAAAUAUUACCUCAAGCUAAAUUCAACUAAUGCUAAAAAUUGAGUUUAAAUCAUUCACAAUAUGAAGUUGAUGCAACAUUGUUGUGCCUUUAAAGGUUGAUCUAAAUCAGGAAAUUACAAUUUUAUAUGUAGACAGCAAGAAUUAGUUUUUCUACUACAAUCAGAGGUUUUGUUAAUUACUUAAAACCUGGUAGAAUAAACACAAGUUUUCAAGCUAAUUCCCUUUCAAGGUAAAGAAGAAAUGUAGCUAUCAGGCCAGUUUUAUUAAGCAAUCUCCACUUAAAUUCAAUUAAGACUUAAAUUUGAGUUCAAAUUACACAUAUUAAGUUGAUGCAACACUAUCAUGCCUUUAAAGGUUUAUCUAAAUCAGGAAAUCGCAAUCUUAUGUGUAGACAGCAGCAACUUGACUUCAAAAAAUAAUAUUUGGGUUCAAUAAAAAGUAAAAAGAAUUAUUUUUUCCACUACAAUCAGAGGUUAUGUUAAAUACUUAACUGGUAGAAUAAACACACGUUUUUAAGCUAAUUUCACCUCAAGGUAAAGAAAAAAGCUAGCUAUCAAGCCAAUUUUGUUAAAUUAGCUCAACUUAAAUUCAGUUAAUGCUUAAAUUUGAGUUCAAAGUACACACAAUAUUAAGUUUAUGCAACGUUAUUAUAUCAGCACAACUCAUGGGAUUCAUGUUUGCCCCUCAAAAAGUUUAUCUGAGUCAGUAAGUUAUAAUUUAAUCUUGUAUGUCGUGGGAAUAAAUGGAUGCGUGGAUGUACCUGGAACGUCGCUGCUGCUCAAUCAAAAAGCACAACUCUCUGUGAAACUGCUGAGUGGCACUUUAACGUGUAAUAAAAAAAAAAUUGUGUUUUUCUCUGUUAUUGCCGUCCUGCUAUCAUGAUGUGAAUGCAGCAUAAGAAUUUAAUUCCGUCCCGUUGCGAUGUUUACAGAUUUGUCUACACAGAACACACAGUGUAUGAACCCUACAGUGAAGAACUGUUCAGACUGCAUUGUUAACAUUCCACUUUAAAAAAAAAAAAAAAAGAAAAGCCGUGUGAGUAAAUCUGAAAUCUGAUUACAGGUCCGCAGUUCAGGAAAAAAUGUGCAAUAAUACCUCAAGCUAGUUUUAAUACGACGGCGGAGUGCGUUAGGUUUUCAUCGAAUACAGUUUUACAUGCACAAAGUUGGUUCUACGAAGGCAACAGAUUCUGUAGAUAUUUGUUUCUUCUUUAUUUUCCACAAGAGGGACCUAAGAGGACAACUUUUUGCACAUCACUUUUGUACGAGAAAUUUUCCCUACCUUUCUGUACCGGGACCGAGGCCAGUGGAGUGACUGUAGAUAGAGCGACGGUGUGUGUUGGUGUUUUUCUUUCUAAACUAUCAUAGUGAUUUGAAAAACAAACAAACAAACAAACAAACAAAAAACAAUUAGUUCGUUGUGAUUGUGUUGGACAUAUUUCAAUAUUUUUCUUGUGACCGACGUGAACAAGUUUUAUGAUCUUUAACAAACCUUGCAAAGCUACUUAGGUUUGUUUUUUGGUUUUUUUUUCUGCGAGCGAACACGAAAAAUGUGAAUAUUAUUGUCUCUCUUUAAAUGGCGAAAAUGACUUUUACUGUUGUUUUUUUGUCAUUCUGGCAUGUACAUAUUGAUUUUGUCGGACGUUUCGGGGAAUGUGUGGUCUAUCAUGUGGUUCUGUACAUUCAGCACAGAGGUGGUGAACAUUGUAGUAUUAGAGUACGUUUCACCAUGUCGUCCACAUUCAUGGGUAGUGCUUCAGUUUGUUCUGAAUGUCAAAUGUGGCAUCCGUGGAUUAUGAGUAGGAUCACUGACACUGUAAAAAAAACAAAAACCACGCGUAUGUUCUCCGUCUUCCAGUGGAAAUCAGUUUUAUGAUGCUAAUGAAGCUUAUUUAGCACAAAGACUGGGGAAAAACGUGUUUGAUCUGAGAAAUCGGACACAAAAGAAGUACAAAAAAGGAAAAACUGCACUAUGAAGUGAGAUGAAUGGGUUUACAGAUAUGUUAAAGAUAAAAUCAGACUUCGUUCUUGCUUGAAAAACUGUAGUUCAUCAACGUUGCUGCUGCUAAAAUCAUUCUGGAUUGACUCCAGUGUCAUAUUGGUCCAAUUUUCAUGUUAAUGUAAGCCCCCUGUGCAGCUGUACGACUCAUUCUUAUGACAAUUUUUCUAAUUAUGUUCCCAAAACUGAAAUUAACUUGGGCGCUUUUACAAGUUAACCAAAACUGAAGCUUAUCUUCAUAAAUAACUAAUUAUUCAAUGUAUGAAAUGUCAAAAAACUGAAAAAACACGGAGAAAGGUAUUUAAAUUACUUUUCUAUCUGAGAAACCAGAAGAUGCUGAACUAUAUAUAGUAUACAUAUACAUAUUUAUUCAAAUUUUUUGAUGAUUUAAGCCACCUGUGCAGCUGUAUGUCUCAUUUUUAUGCCAGUUUUUCUCACUAUGUUCCAAAAACUCCAAUUAACAUGGUAGUUUUACCAAAAAUAGCUGUAACUGAAACUUAUCUUCAUUAACAACUGAUUAUUUAGUGUAUGAAAUGUCAGAAAACAGUGAAAAAACACAUAGAAAGAUAUUUAAAUUGCUUUUUUGUCUAACAAACACUGAUCCUAUAAUAAUUUUCAGCUGUAUCAGAUGUAAUUAUGUCAUAUCAAUCCAAAUAUUAUGAUGAUUUAAACCACCUGUGCAGCUGUAUGUCCCAUUUUCCUGCCAAUUUUUUUUGAUUAUGUUCCCAAAACUCAAAAAAAAAACUAGCUGCAACUGACCCUUAUCUUCAUUAAUACCCAAUUAUCCAAUGUAAGAAAUGUCAGAAAACAGUGGAAAAACACAUAGAAAGGUAUUUAAAUAGUUUUUUUGUCCAAAAAAACAGAAGAUGCGGAUCUUUCUGUCAUAUUUACUCAAGUUUAAUAUGGAUUUAAUCCAGCUGUGCAGCUGUACGCCCCAUUUUCACACCAGUUUUUCUCACUAUCUUCCCAAAAUUCAAAUUAACUCAAUUGCUUUUCCAAAAAAACUGCCUUAAAUCAGUGCACUAGCAGAAAACUAAACUAUAUCUUCAUUAAUAAGUGAUUAGUCAAUGUAUAAAAAUUCUGAAAAGAGUGAAAAAACAUUACUUUGUCAGAGAAACCAAAAAGUGCUGAACUUACUGUCAUAUUUAUUCAAGUUUUGUGUGGAUUUAAGCCUCCUCUACAACUGUACAUCUCAUUUUAAUGCCAGUUUUUCUUCUCAUUAUCUUCACAAAACUUGAAUUAGCUCAGUUGUUUUCCAAAAAAACUGCCUUAAAUCAGUGCACUAGCAGAAAACUAAACCAUAUCUUCAUUAAUAAGUGAUUAUUCAAUGUAUAAAAAUUCUGAAAAGAGUGAAAAAACAUUGUCAAAGAAACCAAAAAGUGCUGAACUUACUGUCAUAUUUAUUCAAGUUUUGUGUGGAUUUAAGCCUCCUCUACAACUGUACAUCUCAUUUUAAUGCCAGUUUUUCUUAUCAUGUUCCCAAAAUUCGAAUCAAUUCAGUUGUUUUUCCUAAAAAAAAGCCUUAAAUCAGUGCACUGAUCAUUAAUACCUGAUUAUUCAGUGUAUAAAAUUUCAGAAAACAAUGAAAAAAACACAUAGAAAGGUAUUUAAAACACGUUUUUGUCUGAAAAACCAGAACACGCUCAGCUUGCUGUCUUAUUUAUUCAGGUUUUAUGUGGAUUUAAACCUGCUGUGCAGCUGUACAUCUCAUUUUUAUGCCAGUUGUUCUCAUUAUGAUCCCAAAAUUCUAAUUAACUCGGUUGAUUCUCCAAAAAAAAAAAAAAAAUAGUCAUAACUGGAGAAAACUGAAUCAAAUCAGAGACGAUAUUCAGAAUGAAAACAUGUUUAAGCUGCUGUACUUGACUAGAAGAUUCCCACACAGUACUUCCAGUCUUCGUGCUAAGCUAAGCUAAGCUAAGCUAAGCUAACACCCUGCACAGAAACAACUGAUGUCCACGUUUCCAGGACGACGGAGGAACCAGAAGAUUUACGCAGAUGUCAGACGUGUUUGUUCAAAACAGAGCAGAGACGAGGUUUUUCCCUCCCGGCUGCGACUGGAGCAGCCUGAAUAAUGGAUGACGAGGACAGAAACCUUCCUCCCCCUCUUCCUCACCCUCUUUGCUUACGUUACACAAGGACACGGCGGAUGAAAAUAGCGCCGCCGUCCUCAUGUGAUGUGGAAUUAAAAGCACACUGGCGCGGAGACACUUGUUUCAGUUCAUCCGUCCAUCCUGUAGCUUCACCUCCAUCCGUCCAUCCCUCCGUCUGUGCAGCGACUUUUCACCUCAGCAAGCUUUUUGGAAUAUGAUGAUGUACAUGUGAUUGUAAUAAAGAGAUUUUAAUUAGCUACGA
Amphiprion ocellaris (clown anemonefish) is the source of this 10938-nucleotide messenger RNA. RefSeq lists its product as uncharacterized. Bases 337 to 2763 code for a protein of 808 amino acids. The record is from RefSeq and is a predicted model, not a curated record. The transcript has 6 exons. Lineage: Eukaryota; Metazoa; Chordata; Actinopteri; Pomacentridae.